Magallana angulata is the source of this 4352-nucleotide messenger RNA. RefSeq lists its product as uncharacterized. The coding region runs from base 95 to 1294 and encodes 399 amino acids. NCBI's taxonomy places the organism in Eukaryota, Metazoa, Mollusca, Bivalvia, Ostreida, Ostreidae. The record is from RefSeq and is a predicted model, not a curated record. The transcript is spliced from 12 exons.
CAUUCAGUUUCAGUUUCGUACGAUAGAGACAGAGUACCAGUCUAAGUUUCGUUCUCUUCCACGGCCACGAUCCCGAUGGAGGCCGGCUGAUUGUAUGAAGCAAAUUACACUCGAACGGAUAAAUGAAAUGAAAUCAUAUAUUGUUUUUUGCACGUGUGUUACAUUCCUGGGAUUGCAGGUAUCCCCAUGCCCUGUAGGAUACCAUAAAACAGCUGAUGGAUAUUGCUGCCUGUCAGUAGUAUGUCUCAAAGACCACCAGUUUCAUCUAUGCACCUUUGAUGGGGGUUCAGACACAUGCACUCCAUGUGACGAAGGGAAGAUAAACCUAGAUGAGAUACAUACCAAAGAAUGGCCCUAUGAGCAUGAUGGUCUCUGUCGUGUUCCUGACUGUGAUUGCAGCGUGCCAGAUACUGUAAUAGACAAUCUUCAGGAAUGCACGGAGAGUACUGGCCGUCCACAUUGUGUCUGUAACCGGAAAAACUGGUAUUAUGGACAGGAUCGUUUUGUGUGCAAUCUGGCAAAUAACUCAUUGAAAAUGUCCGCAAAGGAGAAAGGGGUAGAGCUGACACAGAAUGGAACUGUAAGACCUUGUCAACCUGGAUAUUUUAAAUCUCAGUAUGGAGGCAGCAUCUGUAGUCCACAUUCCAAGUGUCCACAAGGCUUCAUUGUUGAUAUAAAAGGAACAGCAGUCCAGGAUACUACUUGUAAAAGAUCUCUCUCCUCUAGUGUUCCAACUACAUCGACUUCAUCCUCAUCUGAAGCAGACCAAGAUAGUACAGCCAGGAAGAGUGACUUAGUAAUCGGAUUACUUAUAGGACUUGGUGCUGUCAUUGUAGUUUUCAUCAUACUAGGGUUGACAUGUUGGUGGAAGAAGAGACAGAAAUCAGCUGAUAGGAUAAAUAACAAUGUUGAUGUACCAGUUGACCCAGAAAUUGGUUCUAAGGAACCAUUGAUUGAAGAAAAAGAGAAAAAAGACCUGUCUGCAUCUACAGAGAUCCAAAUCCAAGACGGCAGCGGUAAAGCAAAAGAUUCCAUUGAAUUAGAAGGAAGUGGAUUAGACCUUCUAUCCUUACUUGACAGUGGACCAAAGAGUGAUUUGAAUAGUAGACUGUGCCCCCCCUCAAAUUUGUGCAGCAUAUCUUUCGCUCAAGUAGAUUCUUUUAGAGGAUCUCUCCAAAAUACAUCAGAAGACCUUGGCAUAGGUCUCUCAGCAGACACAAAGAAUACCAACAAAAUCCAAAAAUCUGGUCAAACACAGGGUAAGGAGGAAAUGCCGGUCCAAGGAGAAUACUGAAAUCUGGUAGCUCAAUCACUUAAUCCUGCCAUUCCACACCAUGAGUGUCCUCUCUGGAUGCAUAAGAAGCGCAGAGGAUUUUUUUUUUUUUUUUAUAGUAGAAACAUCAUUAUAGAUCUGUCGGAUUGCUACUGUAGAUUCCUUAUUUUACAUGAAUGAAUAAUUCCUUGAUACCAAUGUUUUGUAUCGAAUUGCUAGAUUAUUAAACCACAACCAUCAAAGUAAAAUGUAAACGAGAUUAUAAAAUCCAGGAGUGUUUAAUAAGGAAUCUACAGUAUACUUGUAAGGAGAAGUUAUACAGUAAAACUCAUUUAGUACGAAAACGGAUAUAGCGAAUUCUCGGGUAUAGCAAAGUUUCUUUUAGUCCUUGGUUAACUUCUUAUCAAAUCUUUGCAAAAUUUUACGGUUAUAACAAAUUCGGAUAUAACAAAUUUACGGAUAUAGCGAACUGAUUUUGAGUUCUGUAGAGGUGAAUAAUAACGAAAUUUUACACUUUUAUAACAAAUUUCUCUACAAGUUAAAAAGUUUUUACUACCAUUUAGCAUAGUAGUUUGAAUAAAUUGAUUUUCAUAUUAAUAUUCCAAUGCGCAAUCCGAUUAUUAAAGGUAUCAAAGUAAUGUAUUUUUAUUUUAAGCCUCAAUUAGCAAAAAUUAUAGUCUGGUGAAAGAAAACAUGUAUAUAGUGAAUUCGCUAUAGUUAUUAUAUGAUUACAAAUUUGUUUUACGGAUAUAAUGUAAUCCGAGAUUCCUCUGACUUUCACCUCAAUUUUGACAUGCGUCACAAUAUUAAAGUGGGCUUUAGAGUCGGAGGAUCUCGGAAUAUUAUGGAAUUACGGAUAUAACGAAGUAAAUCCAUUGAUCCCUAGGAUUUCGCUAUAACCGAGUUUUACUGUACAAACUUUUUAAACAACAUUCCCUGGAAUUGUGUUCAAGAAGGCUAUUCUGAUAGGAAGGGAUAUACAGGAGGGGGAUAGGAAUUCAAACAUAUCUGUUGACAUAUUCCUCAUGCAUAUAUUUUGAAUUUUAUUUAACUUAUUGUAAAGAAUGUGGUAGUAUGAUAUAAUGAGAGAAAUUAAAUUAUAAAGAUGUUUUUUUUUAUUACAUACAGUAUUGAUGUACAGUACGUGUAUUUGUCUUACAUAUCUCUGCUUUAAGUGUUCAGUUUUAAGAGUGCAGAGAUUAUAUAUGUACAAGAAAAAGAGUGAUUGGACAUAUAUAAGAACUACUUUUGUCUUAUAAAUAGUGUACUUGAGCCAGCUAUUUUAAUGUAAAACAAUUUUUCUCUUAUAGUAAUUUUAAAAUUUUAUGUUGUUAAUGUCAAUUAUGUACAAAACUGUUGUUGUUUUUUUUUAAAUUUUUUUUUUACUUUUUCUGAUAUGAUAUUUGCCAUAAUAUUUGAUAUUUAAAGAGAUUAAAUUUAAACAAAAUGUUAUUGUUUAUUCAUUUAUAUAUUUUUAUCGACUGGUGCCUUGCAUGUUUUAGAACAAAGAAUUUUUCUUUUAUAAACUUCUUGUACAUCCCCUGAAGAAAAAAAACAAGUUUUAUUACUGGGUAGAUAAAUGCAUAUUUUUAUAAUUAUGUAGAAAUUAAGCUGUGUCUUUGGAUAAAAGGGAAAGAUUACUGGUAAAUGUUUUGAACAUUAGUUCUUUCAGUGCCAUACAAAUGGUGCUUUUGUGUAUUACUGUGUGUAGUAAUAAUAACUGUUUUUCAGUUAGCAAUAGUUAGAUUCAAGCAGUUAUGAUGUACGUAGUAAGAUAUGAUUUUUUUUUUUAGAUCUGCUUGUUAGAUAUUAUUAAGGACAUUGAACACAAUAUGUAUUUUAGAUUUUUAUUGACAAAGAUUUUACAAAAGUCCAUGUCAUAUUCAACAUACUGAGGAAUCAUUAAAAAUCUUUCUGACUCUAUAUAUUUUUCAUACCCAUCAACUAUGAAUUAAAAUUCCCAACAAAUUGUAUUCAUGUGCGUUCAAACAAAUAUACCAAAAUGCAUCCCCAUUAAUCAUUAAAUACAGAACUUUAGAAUGCACAUGAAAAUUAGCCAACAGGAAUAUUAAGGAUUCCACUGUACUUUUGAAUUCUGAUGGUGACCUCACUGAUUCUUGGGGAAUUACUACUAGUAACUUAUUCUCUAGGAUUGACUGCUUUGUGAAAGGAAGGUGUGUGAUAUUGACAAUUUUCCUUAUAAAUCAUUACAUUUUAUUGAAUUUGAAACCUCUUAUCAACUACAAAUAGAAUAAGUGGAAUAAAAGUAAAUUGGGAGGUUCAGCAAACACACUUUUAAGACAUUAACUCUUAAAACAAAGUGAUUUUCAUUCCCCAUGACUUUAUUACAUGUUGUAAACUUGACAGAUAUAAUGAAUUACGUUUAUAAUGAAGCAAAAAUGAAACACUACCCCCCCCCCCCCCCCCGUAGCACUUUUUAAUAAGCGUAUUUUACUGUAUUUAGCAGGUAUAUGUACAUGUAUCUCAGCGUCUCGAACCGUGGUCCAAAGUCUGCAUUUAUAAACCUCCCAUUUUCUCAAUAUGGGAGAGGAUUGUACAUGUUUGCUGGGAAUUGUGACAAUGCAGAAACUCUUGAAAUCCACAAAUAUUGGUCCCUCGUGAAAUACUAGUACAUGUAUAUGCUAAUUCCAUAUGAGUACUAAAAACUUACUGUGAAUUUACUUAUUAUUGGUGUUUUUUUUAAUAUAUUGAUUUUUUGGUACUUCAGUAUUGGAAUGAGUCGCAAAGGAUAUGAUAUCUUGUGAUAUAAAGUAUUAGUGUUAAGAUUUCAAUGAUAAUAUCUUGUAUCAUGUGCUUGUAAUGUUAUGGAAUUAAGAUUUUAUUGUUGAAUACUUGUAUAAGUGGUUGACUGUUGAGUACCAAGUCUUUCAUUCUCAUUCAUUUUUUCAUUGUACAAAUGACAUAUAUUAAAUCUUUGAAAUGAAAAUGUUGACUUUUCUUCUGGAAUAAGAGUUUUUUAAUGAUCAUUUUCUUCAGACUGGAAAAUUUAACAAUCAAACUGUCAGCUCAAAGUUAAAAGUUACUCUACUUACCGGCACUUACGUGGCAUAUUUCUAUC